Molecule: messenger RNA, 4460 nt
Organism: Biomphalaria glabrata
Lineage: Eukaryota; Metazoa; Mollusca; Gastropoda; Planorbidae
Exons: 13
Coding region: 1727-3328 (533 amino acids)
Source: RefSeq, a predicted model, not a curated record
UAGUCUGGAAUGUUGAGCCAUAGGCUAAAUGGAGAGGCUCAAAGAGAGUGUGUCUCCAGUGUCAGCAAAUUAUCUUUUUACCUUUUCUGAAAGCUCCAGUCACUAUAGACAACCAUCUGGCUAAGGCCUAAAGCAUUUUAAAUUGGUUGCCUCCAAAUAUGAGAGUAUCAUCAAAUAGGUCUCUAUGUUUACCAAUGUCUAAAAGCAGUGGUUCUUGCAACACUUUUGUAUGGCUCUGACAGGGCCGGCCUUAGGGCACUGCAACCUAUGCGGCCGUAGUGGGCCCUGCACCUUCAUAGGCCCCGCGCUAACUCUAUUUGUAAAUUAUUAAAUUAAACCAUUUAAACUUAACAGAGUUUCCGCUGCCUCCUGAUUUUCCAGGAGCUCCUGGAAAUCUGAAAUUAUUAAAAUAUCCUGAAAACUCAUAAAAAUGUCCUGAAAAAUAGACAAAAUUGUCUAACACCAAUCCUACUCGCCAUUAAAAAAAAAUGGCAAUGUCAGCUUUCAUUUAAUAAAAAUAAUAAGGUGAAUUUUAAGCAAAACAAAAAGUUCCAAUACUUAAUUUAAUGUAAUAGUCACUGGCAUAUAUAUAUAGAUCUAAAUCUAUCUCGAUCUCUUAAAAAAUCUAGUAAAUCUAAAAGGCAGUAUGUGAAUGUUAUUGGCUUUUUGUUGGAAAACUAUCUUCUCCUAUGGAUGGCUCGUAAAGUUAAUUUGACCGUGAUUUUGUACUUUAGUAAAAUGCAUAGAUAAUUAUUUAUUUUCAAACAAACAAAUCUUAAUUUUCACUUAUUAUCCUUAUCCCUAUUCAGACUAGGCCCUGCGCAAUCCGUUUCGCAUAGGGCCCCGUAAUCUGUUGGACCGGCCCUGGACUCUGACACUUGGGUGUUCUAAGGCUCUUGUUAGGCCCCUCCACACUGUAACUUGGGCAGAUAAGUCUAAAUGGAGGUAACACUCAAUUAACCAAAUCAGAUAACACAGGUGAAAGGUCAACAAUGCAGAAAAUACUCAAUAACGAUGUCGAAUAAGGCGUUUAAUAUGUAAUGAAUGGAACCGUCUAAUGUUGCUUAGCCAAAACGUUCCCUAUUGAUGAAACAACUUUUCGCACCAAAUUCCUAUUAUAAUAGUGUCCUAACAUUCCUUAAACCAUAUUAUUCCAUCAAAGCUCCAUAAUGGACAUACAUUGACAACACUACCAUACAAAUGUCCAUAUGUUCUGUUGGAAGCACUAUUUACUAUUCGACAGCUGGUCAGACACCAGUCCCGCAUGGUGCAAGACCACAUUCCGAUGCAAUUUUCUUUUUUGGCAAGUUUAAAAUAAGAUGUUGUGACAGAAGUAUCCUUAUGAGCACUAUAAAGAAAAGAUCAGUUCAGGUAUGUUUUGCCCUCACUAGCAUAUAGGCCCUAUUGGGGUAAGCAGUUGGCAGCUGAUGGUCUCUGAAAUAAUAUGAAACUCCAAAAUAUAAAUUUAUAUUUCUUUCUCUAGAAAUACAAACAAGGAGCAUCUUUUUUUUUGUUUACUCACGAAGCGGCCACAUCCCUGUUGUCACUUUGAGUUGACUAUAAAUAGACUAUAGACUAGAUCCAUAUCUAGAGAGGUAAAGAGCAAGCUUCUAAAUGUCUUAAUGCACUCAGAGAACAGAAGUCUUUUCUAGAGAAGAGUGAUGUUGAUUUCAGCCCUUUGUGUCUGCGCACUGACGACUUAGUAGAGCUCAAGCAGCUAGUAUUGAUGCACAUACCAUCCUCACUGAAUGCAGAAACAUGCACAAAAAUAACUCAUCUAGUUCAAUCAGCUUUUAAUGGUCAGUGCAAAGCUAUACUUUCCAUCACCUUACUGACCUGCCCUUGGUAUGAGCUUUCAAAGAGAGAAAGGGGGGAGCAAGCUAAACACAACAUCCUUUACAUUAUUUUCACAUCUGCAGAUGAGCAUUUCUUUGCUCCUGCCAACUCUCAGAUCAGGGAAGAAGCUAGUGUUAUUGAUUUGGCAUGGUUGUGUGCAAUAGAACUAACCCACUUUGGUCGGGCUCUGGCUAGAGGGUUAACACGAAGUGUACAGGCUCUGCACUGUAGUAAAGAGGCAGAGAUUUUUUCAACACAAGAAUGGAAUAAUUUGAAACAAAAUUUAACUUUUCUCAAAAUUGCUGGAACAAAAACUUUUAAACAAGCAUGUUUAGGUCAAGCACUGGGUGUUGGAAAGAAGAAGAAGCAAGGUGCUUUUAAGUUACGCCCUGGAACCUCUAUCUUUAAAAUUUGUCAAUCAUUUAGGCUUUGUCAUCUUGUUGAGCAAGCACUGAAACAAAAUGAUGACAUUUCUACUGUGGAUGAAAGUCAACUUUCACUUGUUGCUUCAAAGGCUGUGGACCUGAUUUGUCAGUUCUAUGAUCAUCCAGACUCUGUGAAGUGCAAGCAUGAGCUAUUUGAUUUAUUAUGUCAAUGGGUUAAUGAAUUGAAGGCAGAUCAUCGUGUCAUUGAGAUGGACUCAGACAAAAAAAAUCAGACCUUCAUUAGCACAACAUUAGGUUCAUGGUUAACGUCAACCAGACUUCAGGGAAAGAAAAUUAAACCUUUUGCUGCAUUACCUGAUGACCAUUCUCAACUGUUAAAAAUAAUGCAGGAAAUAGGGGGUCCAAUGGCUAAAAUACAACCAGAACAGAUUUUACUGGUUACCAUUGCUGGUAGCGCUCUGUACAAUUUGAAGGUUCCAGACUCUGAUGUUGAUUACCUUGUGGUGUAUGCCUUGCCAACUGAAACUUUACUGUCUGCAACAAGUAAGGUUCAAGAAUGCUAUGAAUGUAGAGGUCAGCAUCAAGUCAUUGAGUAUGGUGCCUAUGAAGCCAGAACAUUUUGCGAGAUGCUUCUCAAAUGUAGUGUGAUAUUGCUGGAGAUAUUGUACACUGAUGAGCAUGUAUACUCCAAUCAUCUCUGGCAGGAACUUUCCAAACAUAAGAAAGAAUUUGUCACUGAAAAAGCCAUACUUCAGUAUUUAGGAUUAAUAAAAAAUAACAUGAAGUCUAUAGCGACAGGAAAACUGGUGCAUUCUGUCAAAAGGGACAGAAAGCUUUUCUAUCAGAAUUUUCAUAAGCUUCAUUGCCUGCAGUACAUGAUGACUGGGGAGGUGCCACCUGUCAGGUUAAAUGGCCCAAUAAGGGACUUUGUAAUGAAUGUUAGAACACAACAUGAAGGGGAGUGGAGUAGAGAGAGUAUUUUGAAACAGUUACAUGACCAGUACAGAGAUGUGAAAGAAAAAUUGGCUCAAAGAGAGAGCAGGUUGAAGGAGAAUCCUGAUUAUAACCUGUGUAUGCAAUGGCUCAUGACCUGUAGAGGCUUAUGAUUGCUACUUAUUGGUUUAUGUGAUUUUUUUUUUCGAACUGUUCAAAGAUCUAAGUAUGUCUACCUUUUGGCAUCUUCCAAAAUUUCUAAAAAAUUUUGUAUCAUUAUUGUACAUUUUUUUUUUUUACAAUAUUGUGAAAACUAGGAGCCCAUACUUGCGAUAAUUACAUGUUUAACUAAAAAUUAUAUUUUAUUUAUUUUUUUUUUUUUGGUUUCAUUUGUGUAAUAAUCGUAUAUAUUUAAUCAAAUAUAGCAAUUUUAAGUAAAGAAAAAAUAAUGAUUAAAAGCUUUCAAAUUUAGAGUUAAUAUUCAUUUAGUUGUCAACCAGUUUAGUGUAAGAUUAUUGAUACAUUUUGUGAAUUAUAUUUUAUUUCACCUAAUGUACAGUACAUAACGUAUUUUCCUGAAUUUGUAGUUUUCAGGGAGGGAACAUGGAGGCUGAGUGAACACUAUAUAUUUGCAUAAGUGUUGCAUUUAUCUACUGGCAGAGUUGUGCAUGUUUGUUCUUGGUGAAUCAAAUUUUAAUAAUUACUUUUUUCAUUUUUUUGUGAUUCUAGAUCUUAUUUGUAAGCAUUCCUCUGUACAUUUUUGUACACAAUACUACAUAAUUUAAUGUGCCUCUCUAUUUCUAUUCAUUUCAAUCAGCAAACUAAUAUACAUUUUUUUUUAUCAAAAUGAAAUUUAGUUAUAAACAAUGUUAUACAUGUUCCAGAAUUUUUAUGAUACCAAUAAAAUCUUGCUUUUUGUUUGCAGCCUUGCUAGAGAACAGCUUCUAUUUGUGUUUGUGUUGCUCCGUCUGUGUUAAGAGCUCAGUAACUAAAAAUAUUGUCGAUAUUGUGAACCAAAUAGAUUAAACUGCUUUAAAAUGAAAUAUACAUAUAUAUCCAAUGCACAUACAAGUAAAACAUCUGUAUAACAAGGUGUCUUACACUGUCUAAUUUGUUUGAUGAGUUUUGUUAGUUAAGAUUAUUUAUUUUGUAAUUGAGUUUCAAACCUGUUGCAUGACAGCAGGGUAUAACACUGCAGGAUUCAAACUCAGAACCAUCAUGAUGACUGUGAACAGCACAUACCAUGCAUCCAACCUUUUUUACUUCAUUUUUUUCUUUUUUGUAUUAAAAAAUAGGGGCAACCUA